This is a messenger RNA of Mastomys coucha (southern multimammate mouse), 463 nucleotides long. Its product is annotated as connector enhancer of kinase suppressor of ras 2-like. Bases 35 to 457 code for a protein of 140 amino acids. Lineage: Eukaryota; Metazoa; Chordata; Mammalia; Rodentia; Muridae. The transcript is spliced from 5 exons. The record is from RefSeq and is a predicted model, not a curated record.
UGAUGAAGAAAAUGAAAAUGAAUCCUCACUCAUAAUGAAUAUUUUAAAUUGUUUCAUGAAGGCAAAAGCCCAAAACUGGAUUGACUGUUCCUGGUUUAGAAGGCUCUUGCCCACAUUUUUUUCAGAGGAAAACCGUCAUUCUUGGCCUAAAAAUCGAUUUUGUGCAAUUGCCUGUACAGAACUAGGCCAUGGAAAAUGCGAGGGCUGGCUUUGGCAUAAAAGACCAUCUAGAGGAAUCUCCCUCUUUAGUUGGAAAAAAUACUGGUUUAUUUUGAAACACUCAACUCUCUACUGGUUCUCACAUCUGAAUGACACCAAGGCUGAUGGUUUCAUAUACCUACCAGAAUUCCGAAUUGACUUAGCUCCACAUUGCAGAAGAGACCAUGCUUUCCAAGCUACCCAUGCAAGAAUCAAGGAUUUCUACUUUGCUGGUACAUGCUUGGAUGAGAUGAAUUAGUAAGUA